AUGCUGCUCGCGUGCUGAUCCAACUGCUCAAAGCAUCCGCAAUCACAAUGGGGUCCACAGCCUUUGGCAACUUUGACGACUUCUGCAAGGAUUCAACCUUGCCGAUCUGUAACUUGCUAUCACAACAAUUCAAGAACCAGACCGGUCCUUGGGGAGGAUGUACGCUCACGGGAAUCCCGCUCAGCGGCGGCCGACAUCUGGGUAAUCUUGGAUCGAUCAUUCUUUGUGGCCUCGGGAUUGCCAUGGCGUCGUUCCUCAUUAUCAAGUCGGACAAGAAAAAGGCCGCCGUCGGCCGUCGUGAGAUUCAACUAUUCCUACUCAGCUAUAUCCUAGUCAGCAUCUGCGAGAUCUUUUCGGUCGGCGAAAUCCCCCUUGGAAAGACUGUGCGAGUAGUUUUCAGCGCAAUUCACAUUGGCAUGAUUAUCGCGUCUACUUGGAUCCUGAUGCUCAACGCCGUUGUUGGGUACCAGCUGCUCGACGACGGAACCCCCUUGUCCCUGGCGCUGCUUCUGAUAUCUGCAGGCGCCCUCUUUGUUGGCACUGGCUACAUUGCGCUCGACACUGGAUUCAGCUGGACCGGAUUCUGGGAUAGCAGCUAUCAACUCCCAAACCGCAACAUUGCCCUCUAUGUGCUGUACCAGCUGGUUCCCCUGAUCUUCAUCGUCGCCUUCUUCGUCCUCGAGACGGUUCUCGUCCUUCGAAUCCUGGGCGAGCUUCGUCCCAUGAUCUACUUGGCCGCUGCCGCCGUGCUCUUUGCCGCCGGCCAGGUUUUCAACUACGUCGUCAGCAAGUACAUCUGCGAUGGGACCAACGGCAAGAUCGACGGAGCCCUCUUCGAGACGCUAUUCACCCUGCUGGCCGUCGGCAUGGUCUGGGUUUUUUGGUCCAGCAUCACCGAGGACGACUGGCCCAUGCCCGCUACGGAGACCUAUACCUCGCCAGGCUAUUCCACUGCGACUGCGGGAUAUGCAAACACGGGAUACUCCAGCCAAGCCUACGCCGGCCCAGGCUACGCCUCCCAGUCGUACACUCCUCAAUCAUACAACACCCAACCGUACAACUCUCAGCCAUACAACUAA
This is a messenger RNA of Trichoderma reesei QM6a, 1079 nucleotides long. RefSeq lists its product as uncharacterized. The coding region runs from base 48 to 1079 and encodes 343 amino acids. Gene Ontology annotation, biological process: protein folding. The record is from RefSeq and is a predicted model, not a curated record. Gene Ontology annotation, cellular component: endoplasmic reticulum membrane. Lineage: Eukaryota; Fungi; Ascomycota; Sordariomycetes; Hypocreales; Hypocreaceae. The transcript has 5 exons.